GAUAAAUAAAUGAAAGUGGAGGCGGUGCUUUUGAAUAUGUCUCUUGCGUGCCAGCUUCACUGACUGGCAGGUCGUCAGGUUCGAACGAGUCAGGCAGGUGCCCCACUCUGCUGUUGCACUCGCAUUGAGUGAAGCACCACUUUGCAACCGUCCGGUUCUAUGUGCUUGUUAAAAUUAAUGAAUUAAUAAUUUAAUAUUAAUAUUAUUUUAUAAAAUAUAAAUAAAUAAUAUAAUACAAUUUAUUUAAUAAUUUACUGACGGUAUUCAAUUAUUUAAUACUGACGUUCCCCGCUAUGACUACAACGAGUGAAAGCGGUGAAUCAAAGUCUUCAAAAAAGAACAAGAAACGAAAGGAAAAGAAGUUGACAGAGUUGAAGGAAGAGCUUAGUAACAAGACCAAACUUCAGAAUGAAGCUCUGGAGAGCUUGAAGGUGCAACUGCAAGAAGCUAAAGCAAAUAAGAAGUAUGCAGAGUCUCAGAAGAUAAGAGAGGAAAUAUGGGUUCUUUCAGAUGCCAAAGCUGGUGUCAGAACCAACAUUCCGGAGGGAGAGCUUGCACGAAUCAUGUCAUCCGUACACUGCAAGUUCCCUCAAUUGAAUGACAAUGCAAAUUCGCGUAGUAGCUCCAACGCCAGCGAGUCCACACCUCAAGUGCCCACCACCAGCACUCCAAACAACAAAGACCACGAACACACAAGCAAGACCGAGACGACGACGACGACGAUGAUGGUGGUGACUGGAAAAGAGGACAAGAAGAUGAAGAAGUUGAGAGAAAAACUCGUUCAGAUCGAAAGGCUCAAGAAACGGAGAGAUAGAGGGGAAACAUUGGAGUUGAAUCAACCGUUCAUGGAAACUGACAAAAAAUUAACAUUUCAGAUUGAAAAGAUCAACAGUGAACCCUCCGUCAUUCAAGAAAUUAAGGAUAUUGAAGAAAUCUUCGAUAAAAUGUCAUGAAAAUUAAAUAACAAUUAUUCAUUCACUUAUGAAUAUUUACAUUUCAUUCUUUCAUUCAUACCGUCAUUCGCACAAUUCAUUCAUUCACUCUGUUCUAACUCAUCCAUCCAUCAUUUUGUAAUCACGCCUCAGGAGUAAAUGACACCAAAAU
Molecule: messenger RNA, 1104 nt
Organism: Helobdella robusta
Lineage: Eukaryota; Metazoa; Annelida; Clitellata; Rhynchobdellida; Glossiphoniidae
Exons: 5
Coding region: 294-953 (219 amino acids)
Source: RefSeq, a predicted model, not a curated record